Messenger RNA from Halteromyces radiatus, 723 nucleotides. Its product is annotated as glycine cleavage system H protein. NCBI's taxonomy places the organism in Eukaryota, Fungi, Mucoromycota, Mucoromycetes, Mucorales, Cunninghamellaceae. Gene Ontology annotation, cellular component: cytoplasm; glycine cleavage complex; mitochondrion. Gene Ontology annotation, biological process: glycine decarboxylation via glycine cleavage system; protein lipoylation. The transcript has 4 exons. Bases 56 to 520 code for a protein of 154 amino acids. The record is from RefSeq and is a predicted model, not a curated record.
CAUUAUUUUUGUUUUUGAUUUUCUUUCUCUUCUUUACUAAUAUUUCAAAGUUACAAUGUCACUUCGUCUCUUCUCUAAUCGAUUCGUUCACAGUUUACCUUGUUUAAGGAAUGCCACCUCAUCGGUUAUCUAUCGUAGUUUUGCUACGAAAAAGUAUACAUUGAAUCAUGAAUGGAUAUCUGUAGACAACAAUGUCGGUACUAUUGGCAUUACAGAUCAUGCACAACAGGCACUUGGUGAUGUCGUAUUUGUGGAAUUUCCUUACUUGGGCAAGGAAGUGGUAAAGGAUGAACAAGUGAGUGCUGUGGAAUCUGUCAACUCUUUAAAGAAUAUUUAUUCUCCUGCUAGUGGUGAAGUCCUCGAAGUCAAUGAUGCUCUUGUAGAACAACCAUCUUUGGUCAACGAUAGCCCAGAAGAAGAAGGCUGGUUAAUGAAGCUCAACUUGGUGGAAACGGCGGAUAUGGACUCCUUACUAGAUGAAACUGGUUAUGCAAAACACGUUGAAUCCUUAAGUAAAUGAAUAGUCUUGAUCCUUCAUACUCGCACACAUACUGCUCACGCAUGCAUAUAUAAACAAACACACAUCCUUUCACACACCUAUACACGCGUUUAUAUUCUCUUGCACACAACACACACACGCACACAACACACACACGCACACACACACACACACACGCACACACACACGCACACACACACAUAUAUAUAUAUAUAUAUAUAUAU